AUGGCUGUUUUGGUGAUGGUGGCGGUGGUAGUGGUGGUGGUGGGGGUGGCGGUAGUGGGGCUGCUGGGGGUUGCCAUGGUCGCCAUACCCACUCUCUCUCUCCUAUUGGUCCUGGCAGAGUGGGCGGGUCUGGUGGACUCCUCCCCUCACCUCCUGCUCCGGCCCAGUCCGCGGGAGCGCGAAGCCGGGUCCAUCAUGAACUUCAACAUCGCCGUGAUCCACGCCGGCGCCACGGUGCAGGCCGAGGCGGCGGUCGCGGGGCCCGGGGGAAGGGUGCUCUACCCUGGCUUCGGCCGGGUGCACAGCUCCCUGGGGGAGAGCGUGGUCACCCAGUGGGGGUCCGCCAACGUCAUCUGGCUGCAGGUGAACGACAGCAGCCCUAAGACGGUGCUGUCCCAGCUGUGUGACCUGCUGGCAGCGAGGCCCCUGCAGGGCCUGGUGUACGAGGAGGAGAGGCCCCCCCCAACAGCCUGGGGGCCCCUGGCCCCGAUGCUGGAGUUUGUCUCCGCCCAAACAGGACUGCCUAUUGUGGCAGUCGGAGGGGGAGCAGGGUUGGGGCGGAUGCCACAGGAGACAGGCUCCAUCUUUCUCCAGUUCAGCUCCUCCACCGCCCUCCAGCUGGAGGUGAUAUUCGAGGUGCUGGAGGAGUACGACUGGACGGCGUUCUCUGUGGUCUCCACGCGUCACCACGGCUACCAGGACUUCCUGUCGGUGGUCGAGGGCCUGACGGACGGCUCCUUCAUCGGCUGGGAGAAGAAGAGCGUGGUGAUCCUGAACGUGACCGACGACCCGGGGGGCGCGCGCACCCGCCGGCUGCUCAAGGAGAACGAGGCGCAGGUGCGUCUGCUCUACUGCUCCCAGGAGGAGGCCGAGAUGGUGUUCCGGGCAGCCUCGGCUGCGGGUCAGGCCGGCGCCUCACACAUGUGGUUCGCCGUGGGGCCCGCCCUCGCGGGUCUGGGUAUGGACAACCUGCCGCGGGCGCUGUUCGCCGUGCGGCCGCAGGGGUGGCGCGACGAGCCCCGGCGGAGGAUCGCUCGCGGCGUGUCGGUGCUGACGCACGGGGCCGUGGCGCUGCGCAAGGACUACGGGACCACGGGGAGCCCCAACUUUGUCAGCAACUGCAUGACGGACGCCAAUCAGACCCAGCGGCUGCGCGGCCGCAUGAGGUACUUCAGCAAUAUCACGCUGGGCGGUCGAGAUUAUUCCUUCGAUGGCGACGGUUACCUGGCCAAUCCCUUUCUUGAUGUCAUUUCCUGGACACCCGGACGUGGAUGGGAAGAUGUAGGCUGGUGGGAGAACGGGGCGCUGAGGCUCCGCUACCCGGCCUGGUCCCGCUACGGGCCCUUCCUCAAGCCCCCGGACGACGCCCAGCACCUGCGGGUGGUCACCUUGGAGGAGCGGCCCUUCGUCAUCGUGGAGCUGGCGGACCCCGCCUCAGGCACCUGCAUCCGGGACUCGGUGCCCUGCAGGAGGCCCCUCAACGCGAGUUCUAUCCAAGAGGGCGUGGCCCCCAUGAAGCAGUGCUGUAAGGGCUUUUGCAUCGAUAUCCUCAAGAGAUUGGCCAAGAUCGUUGGCUUCACUUAUGACCUUUACCUCGUGACCAAUGGGAAGCAUGGGAAGAAAAUUGAUGGAGUAUGGAACGGCAUGAUUGGAGAGGUUGUGUACAAGAGAGCGGACAUGGCCAUCGGCUCUCUGACCAUCAACGAGGAGAGGUCAGAGGUCGUGGACUUCUCCGUUCCCUUCGUGGAGACGGGUAUCAGCGUCAUGGUCUCUCGUAGCAAUGGCACCGUUUCGCCUUCGGCUUUUCUAGAGCCCUACAGUCCGGCUGUGUGGGUGAUGAUGUUUGUCAUGUGCCUGACCGUGGUGGCUGUGACCGUGUUCAUCUUCGAGUUCUUCAGCCCCGUGGGCUACAACCGCAGUCUUCGGAGCGGAAAGAGUGAGUGCUCACUGCAGCCUUCCGCCCAGCCUACCGUCCCCUUACUCUGUGCUGCUCCUCUCACAGAGACCGGUGGCUCCACCUUCACCAUCGGGAAGUCAGUGUGGUUGCUAUGGGCCAUCGUUUUCAACAACUCGGUGCCAGUGGAAAACCCCAGAGGAACCACCAGCAAGAUCAUGGUGCUGAUCUGGGCCUUCUUCGCUGUCAUCUUCCUGGCCUCCUACACUGCCAACCUGGCCGCCUUCAUGAUCCAGGAAGAAUACAUCGACACAGUGUCUGGCCUCUCAGACAAAAAGUUCCAGCAUCCCGAGGAGCAGUACCCACCUCUCAAGUUUGGCACGGUGCCCAACGGGAGCACGGAGAAGAACAUCCGGUCCAACUACCCGGACAUGCACCAGUACAUGGUCAAGUACAACCAGAGAGGGGUGGAAGACGCCAUACACAAUCUCAAGACCGGGAAGCUGGAUGCGUUUAUUUAUGAUGCUGCAGUACUGAACUAUAUGGCCAGGAAGGAUGAGGGUUGUAAGGUGAUGACCAUAGGCUCGGGGAAGGUUUUUGCCACCACAGGCUACGGUAUCGCCCUGCACAAGAACUCACGCUGGAAACGUCCUCUUGACCUGGCCCUGCUGCAGCUGGUGGGAGACGAUGAGAUUGAGAUGCUGGAGCGCCUCUGGCUGUCGGGCAUCUGCCACAACGACAAGAUCGAGGUGAUGAGCAGCAAGCUGGACAUCGACAACAUGGCGGGGGUCUUCUACAUGCUGCUGGUGGCCAUGGGCCUCAGCCUGCUGGUGUUUGCCUGGGAGCACCUGGUCUACUGGAGGCUGCGCCACUGCAUGGCGACCAGCUCCGGCAAGCUGGACUUCCUCCUGGCCAUCAGCAGAGGCAUGUACAGCUGCUGCAGCUUUGAAGACGAAACCACGCCAGGGGGCGCUAAGUCUCUGCCUCAUCACCACGGGGCCAUGGUGGCCAUGCCGCCGCAGCAGCAGCACGUGGUCAACACUUCCGUCAGCAACCAGGCCAUCGCCAUGGCUCAGCAGCAGCAGCAGGUACCCCAGCCCCAGCAGCAGCCACCCCAGCCCGUCUACAAAACCCCACUCCCGGGGUCGCCUCCCACUGUGGUGCACACCGGGACUUCGCUGGGUCCGCCCAUCACCCCGCUCGCUGGGGCGCCUCUUCCCUGCAGCACCUUUCUUCCGCGGCCCGACCGCAGGCUGGCUGUGGUGGAUCGCUGGAGGUUGCCCAAGUCUGCUACCGCCACCAACCCCAUGGCUGUGGUGCGGGGGCCGGCCAUCCCAGACAUGGGCCCCUUUUCUCAAAAAGUGCCCCCAAACUGGGCUCAGACUGCUGGAGGUGGUGGGGGGCUAGACGGCUAUAAGAGAUAUUAUGGUCCCAUUGACCCUGAGGGACUGGGGCCCUGCAUGGAGCAGCAAGCAGGGUCCCAGACCCCCAAGACUAUACCAAGGGGCCACCCCCAGCCCCCUCCAGCCAGUGUGGCCUUCUACUCAGAGAAGGGCAUGGACCAUGGAUUGGGGAAGAGGGUGGUGGGAGGUGGCGGUGGAGGUCAGGGGAAAGGGGCCACUAAGCCUCUGGGCACUCCCAGACUGCCUGCUAAGAGCCAGGCCCCUCUACCUCCUAACCCCCCGCUGCCACAUCCCUCUCCCCCUCUCCCCUCAUCCUUCUGGAGGAAGCGCAGGCCAAAGAAGCCCAAGGAGCCUGGGGGCCCUUUGUACGAGAACAUUCUACCCCUGGGGCGGAGGGGAGGAGGGAGGGACGGAGUUUGA
Messenger RNA from Gadus chalcogrammus (walleye pollock), 3717 nucleotides. RefSeq names its product glutamate receptor ionotropic, NMDA 2D (gene grin2db). Gene Ontology annotation, molecular function: transmitter-gated monoatomic ion channel activity involved in regulation of postsynaptic membrane potential; NMDA glutamate receptor activity. The record is from RefSeq and is a predicted model, not a curated record. Gene Ontology annotation, biological process: long-term synaptic potentiation; synaptic transmission, glutamatergic; excitatory postsynaptic potential. Gene Ontology annotation, cellular component: postsynaptic membrane; plasma membrane; NMDA selective glutamate receptor complex. Bases 1 to 3717 code for a protein of 1238 amino acids. The transcript is spliced from 17 exons. Lineage: Eukaryota; Metazoa; Chordata; Actinopteri; Gadiformes; Gadidae.